Messenger RNA from Danio rerio (zebrafish), 673 nucleotides. NCBI's taxonomy places the organism in Eukaryota, Metazoa, Chordata, Actinopteri, Cypriniformes, Danionidae. The record is from RefSeq and is a predicted model, not a curated record.
GUUUGAAAAUAGGCGGUGAUCUGUAAAUCACACAUGCAAAGAUUUUCUCCUCUCCUCGAUCAGAGCAGCUGUCAGUUUCUCUUCAGACUUCAAACAGCUAUUCGUCUAGCAGUUUCGUUUUUGUAAAAUCUCUGCAACAAUGGCGCAGUUUGUCCAGCUGGCGGCAGUGUUGAGUUUGUGUCUCCUGGCAGCGGUGGUGAACGCUCAGGAUAAUGGGCCUGUUCAGAAUACUUAUGGAGAGCAGGUCUGCACUCACUACACUGAUUCUGGCAACAUACUUCUGGACGGAACAAGGUUCUUUGACUUGAUGAGGUUUGAGUUCGGAGGAGAUAUCCAGACUCUGACCCCAAUGGUGACUCAGCAAUGGAUGCAAGAUGCCGAUACUGAUCAUGACAAUCGCCUCAACUUUGUGGAGUGUUCCCUUGUCGUCCAGAGAGUGCAUGAAUCUGUCCACAGGCCUCCUCAGAUAUAAAGAAGUCAUACCGACUGGCUAAAGUAGCUUGCACAUGAAAAAACUCACACACACUUAUAUUGAAUGCAAGCCCAGUGGCUUAACCUCAUAUAAUCUCUUAUAUAUAUCCUAUACAUAUAUCACACUGUGAUCUAUAACUCAGAAUAAAUUAAAGCAAUGAUCUGUAUGAGAAAUUACUGUCAAAUAAACGAUUUAAAAUAA